AUGCAAUGUGAUAUGGGCUGGUUUAUGACUUGUUGUAGAAUGUUUGUUACAAGGGCUCUUUGCAGUAUGGUAAAAAGAACGACCGGACUUGUGGGUGUUCCUGUCAUUCCGAACGCGAGAGCGGUUCUCACAGAACUUUACGAUAAAACUCUAGAGAAUGUGAAAAAGAUCCCAGCCGAUACAGAGUACAGAAAGAACGUUGAGGCGUUCACCACCUAUAGAAGAAGAAUUGUUCAAGAAAACGAGGAUGUGAAGACGAUUGAGAAGAUCAUUGGUUGUGGUCAGGUCGAGGAGCUCGUUGAGCAAGCCAAUGAUGAACUGUCGUUGAUUGAGGAUUAUUACCGCGAUCGACUCUGGGAAGGCCCCAAGAUUGAAAAUCCAUAAGUGUACCGUAAUGGUUUUGUUUA
Blastocystis hominis is the source of this 407-nucleotide messenger RNA. Its product is annotated as subunit NDUFA5. NCBI's taxonomy places the organism in Eukaryota, Bigyra, Opalinata, Blastocystidae. The record is from RefSeq and is a predicted model, not a curated record. Bases 1 to 384 code for a protein of 127 amino acids. The transcript has 4 exons. Gene Ontology annotation, biological process: respiratory electron transport chain.